GACAAUUUAAAUUUUAGGCUUGUCACGCGACGCGAAAAGGCUUCUACAUUAAGGAAGCGAAACGGUUCAAGCUAGUGCGGGUUCACAUAGCUUCUGGCAAACGAUCGCCUGUGAUCAGCUUCACCUGCUAGACUAGAAGUGCCGGUUGGUUUUGGGAGCGAUUGUUUGAGUUUGGGCUGCAUCCUCAAAUCCAUGCCGUAUCUGAUCUGCACUGCACUGGCUUUUUAGAUUCCGACAACUUGUCCUCAACUUGUAACCGAAAACGGCGAUGCUGGUCCGAACACAUCAGAUCAUUGACUGAUUGGCGACCACUCGACAUCCCACACACGGCCCUAUCGACCCUACAAUAUGGCCGACGACACAGCCCCGCUUGCCUCGCUCUCCCUCACCCAUGUCUUCUACGACCCGACCGACCCCGUCUCGUACGUCUGCGCAUGGCUAGCCCUCGCCCCUCAGGCAUUAUGUGUCGUCUACGUCACGCUGAUCUGGUCCUCGCGCGAGGCCGAGGUGGCGCUCCUGUUCGCCGGCCAACUCGCCUGCGAAGCUAUCAACUUUGCCCUCAAGCGACUGAUCAAAGAGGAGCGCCCCCGGCGCAUCCACGGUAAAGGGUACGGCAUGCCGUCGUCGCACGCCCAGUUCCUCGCCUUCUGGGCCGUCAGCCUGGCCCUGUUUCUGCUCGUCAGGCAUCGCCCCAAGGCGCACAAGGUCAAGAAGCAAGGCCAUAGUGGCGACGGCAGCGACAAAAAAGAAACGGCCAAGGCGUCACCCGCCCCGGCUUGGGAUAUUUGGCAGCUCCAGGAGCUGUAUGGUGUCGAUCGGUACCCACACCGGCCGUGGUCCAUGCCCGAGCGGCUUGCGGUGUCGGCCAUGGGGUUCGUCCUCGCCGGCGUGGUGGCUUGGAGUCGCGUCUACCUGGGCUACCACACGCCGAAGCAGGUCUUUGUCGGCCUCUCUGCCGGGUGCAUUAGUGCCAUUGGUUGGUUCGUCGCAACGGAAGUCGCGAGGCAGACUGGCCUGCUGGAGUGGGUUCUCUCGCUACCUGCUGCUCGCUGGUUCCGGCUGCGUGACCUGGUGGUUGAGGAGGACAUUUGCCAGGCUGGGUGGGAGAAGUGGGAACAGAGGAGACUCGCCCUCGCGGUCGCUGCCGGUAAAUCAGCCACGGCUGAUGAUUCCACGACUGCAAAUGAUAAGAAAAAAUCAUGAUGACGUUUUGUCAAGAAAAUACCACGCUGGAAUUUUCAGCAUUAGCAGGUUCCAUAUGGAAUCAGCUGUGGCUGUGAUGAGGCUGCUAAAGUACAGUCACGGCUAGUCCCUCAAUUCGAUUCACGAUGAGGCUCACUCGCAUAACCGAAGAAUCGGGAAUCUAUCCGGACCACUCUUUUCCGUGCCACACAAAUCGGUAGUCUUGGAAGUCACAAUCUAGACAAGACCUUGGCCUUCUGGCUGAGCCUAACCUGGAUCAAUUUGUCACCUGCGUCUGACUCUUUUGUUCCAAGAGAUUAAAUCUGCGCACACGAGUGUUAUGGGCAAGUGUGAAUUCGACACGGAAUCGCUUGUGGUCGAGAAAGAAGACUUUUGGAACCUAUUCAAAGCCAAUAGCGUAGCUGGCUCCUUCAAGUCUAAAUACCUUCGUUGUGGGGAUUAUCGUGACUUUCCAGAAUGUGGUUGUGAAUCUGUCUAUACUUGUGGUGGUUAUUGUUUGGCAGUGCUCUGUCAAAGGAACCCAUAGAUGUCAUUUCACGCAUCGGGAUUGUCUUGUCUAGGUUAGGUAGUCUCUGUCGGCGUUGUCAAAUAGAACUUUUUGAACCUGUUACCGUAAUAGCG
Molecule: messenger RNA, 1824 nt
Organism: Pyricularia grisea
Lineage: Eukaryota; Fungi; Ascomycota; Sordariomycetes; Magnaporthales; Pyriculariaceae
Exons: 2
Coding region: 349-1203 (284 amino acids)
Biological process (GO): protein N-linked glycosylation; lipid biosynthetic process
Cellular component (GO): intracellular membrane-bounded organelle; endoplasmic reticulum membrane
Molecular function (GO): dolichyldiphosphatase activity
Source: RefSeq, a predicted model, not a curated record